UUAAGUUUCCUUUCGUAAAAGAUGAGUGUUUUUGCUGAAUAGUUUUAAAUAUAUUUUCUUCCAAGGUGUGGAAUGUUCCCAAAAAGAAUCCGUUGAGUUUCAAGGUGGUGUGUAAUGAGGUAACACCGCAUUAUGGGUAGGUGGAUGGUUCCACUUGCCUUACUCCUCCUUCCUAUUCUGACGAGUUCCAGUCCGACGUUCAGCAAAUCUUCAUACAAUGCCACGAUAUACGAGAACUCCCGUGGCAAGACGUACGUGAUGUGCCCUGACAAGAUGGGCAUCGAGCUGAAGGGCGAGGAACCUGUCGACGUCAGAUACAAAAUUGUCGGAGGAGACAGGGACAGAUUUUUUAAAGCUGAAGAAAAAGUCGUCGGUAAUUUCGCCUUCUUAAUGGUGAGGAUAAGGACCGGGAACACGGACGUGUUGAAUAGAGAGAGAAAGGAUAAAUAUACACUCCGUAUAAAGGCCACUCUUACCAAAAGAGGCGUCAAACCGGUCGACGUCGAGACCAUUUUGUACGUAGCUAUAUUAGAUAGAAACGAUUUGAAUCCCCUUUUUUAUCCUAAUACUUACGAUAUCGUCGUUCCGGAAGACGCCAACUUACACGAGAGCAUAAUAAAAGUGAACGCCGAAGACGCGGAUUUAGGGAAAAACGGCCAGCUCUAUUUUUAUUUCAAAGAUAAAACGGAACAAUUUUCUAUUCAGCCCAUGUCGGGUAUUAUAACCCUGACUAGAAAGCUGAGGUAUGCUGAAAAAUCAGUCCACCACUUGACGGUGGUGGCGAAAGAUCGAGGAGGCGGUAAGCCCAGUUUCGGGAAAGUGAUUGUCAGAGUGAAGCAGGUGAACCUCUUCGGCCCCGACAUCUACGUCCACACUCUUCCCUCGAUCGUAGAAAACGCCAGAACCAGUAUUUACGCCAUUGUGCGCGUUCUAGACCAAGACGAAGGCGUCCACGGGCAGAUCAAAGCUCUCGAGAUAGUCGACGGCGAUCCGGAUGGAAAUUUUUUCAUAAGACCGAUCAAAAACGAUAAAAAAACAGGGUACGAAUACAAUAUAGAAUUAAUGCACAUGCUCGACAGGGAGAGCGCGCCGAAAGGGUACAACCUGACUUUGAGGGCAGUGGAUAACGGCUCCCCCGCCAGGUACACUUACAAAAGCGUCCCCGUCGUAAUUUCCGACAUGAACGACAACCCUCCUAUAUUCGAUAGAGACUUCUACGAGGUGGAUAUUUCGGAAAACACACCCCCAAAUUCUCCUAUCGUCAGGGCUAAAAUCACAGACAUUGAUUUAGGAGAAAAUGGAAUGGCCAAUUUUGAAAUCCUGUCCAACGAGGCUGACGGAAAAUUCACGAUAAACCCUACUACAGGGAUGAUUUAUACUGACAGUUGGUUGGACGCGGAAAAAAAGAGCGUCUACACGUUGACUGUUUCUGCUACGGAUAGGGCGUACAUCGGAGCUAGAAAACAGUCGUACGUCACGGUAAAAAUAAACGUCAUCGACGCCAACGACAACGACCCCGUUUUCGAAUCGUCCGAGGUGACGCUUUAUGUCAAUGAGAACGAACCCGCCGGUACUUCUGUCGCUAUCAUCACGGCAAAAGACGACGACAGCGGUGAGAACUCCUACAUAUCUUACAGCAUCGCCAACCUUAAAACUGUCCCGUUCGAAAUCGACCAUUUUUCCGGUCUUGUUAAAACUACCCAUGUGCUCGAUUACGAAUCGUCGAAGCGAAACUUCAUUUUAAAGAUAAGAGCGUCUGACUGGGGACUUCCGUACAGAAGACAAACGGAAAUGCAGCUGAAAAUAAUAGUGCGCGACGUGAACGACAACAGGCCGCAAUUCGAAAAGGUCGAUUGUUUAGGUCAUGUACCGAAAACUGUCCCGAUCGGUACCGAACUUUUGACCUUGUCCGCUAUCGAUUUCGACGCCGGAAGUAUAAUAAGCUACAGGAUGCUAACGGGAAAUGAAGACGACUGUUUCUAUUUAGACGCGGCGACGGGCAUUCUGACAUCGACUUGCGAUUUGUCAGAUCUCAAAGUGAACAAAAGAGACUUAAACGUGACAGCUACCGACACAGUUCAUUUCGCGGACACGUCGACCAUAACUAUAAAACUAAUGCCUGUCAAAAAGAAUCUCAGUUUAGAUCCAAAAUUAUGGUUCAAAUGUCAGGACACUGGAGUCGCGAGAAGACUGACCGAAGUGCUCGCCUCAGCUGAGAAGAACAACGUGGACAUCGAAGAAUUCGCCAUGAUGCCGAGCAGGUACGGUCAAAACGCCCAUAACCCCGAGUUUAUAGAUUUUCCCGUACAAGUGGUCGUUAACGAAUCCGUUCCGAUCGGAACUACCCUUAUCAACAUAAAAGCCAACGACAGAGAUCUUGGGUAUAACGGAAAAUUAAUAUUUGGCAUAAGUUCCGGUGACACCGAUUCAGUUUUCAGAAUCGACCCGGAUACAGGUGAUCUCAAAAUUGUCGGGUUCUUGGACAGAGAACGCGAAGAGGAAUACCUUUUGAACAUAACCGUCUACGAUUUAGGAAAACAUAAAAAAAGCACUUCUAGAUUCUUACCUGUGACUGUUUUGGAUAUAAACGAUAACCCGCCCAAAUUUGAAAAAUCCAUCGCUAGCUUUCGUGUAACGGAAAAUGCCAUCAACAAUACUGCAAUCUACACGGUAAAUGCGACAGACGUCGAUCUCGGGGAAAAUUCCAGAAUUUCCUUUUCCAUAAUAAGCGAUUCGAAAGGGUUCAGAAUCGAUCCUAAAACGGGCGUUUUAUACGUCGAUGGAGUUUUAGAUAGAGAGGAAAUGAAUUACCACGAGGUUACAAUACGUGCAACAGACUGCGCAGGGACGCACCGUAGAGAUGCUCUUUUUUCAGACUCCUUGGUCAAAAUAUACGUGGACGAUAUUAACGACAACGUGCCAAAAUUUUCUGGUGACAAAUUUAAAGUAAAGCUACCUGAAGACGUACCCGUCGGUGUCGUGGUGGCGAUAAUUUCCGCGACGGACCCCGACCUUGGAGAAGGAGGUGUUAUCAACUAUUCAUUUCCAGACGAUUCCGACACUUUUGAGAUAGACAAUUUGACCGGGACGGUCAGAACGACGAAAUCCCUCGAUUACGAAUUCAUCCAGUCUUAUACGUUAACAGUCCAGGCAGAGGACAACGGAGUCCCAUCGCUCACUUCCACAACUGUUCUCACGGUCGACAUUUUAGACGUUAACGAAAACGACCACGCGCCUGUUUUUGCGGAUGCGGUCGUCUCGGCAAAAGUGCUGGAAGAACAACCUGUCAACACCCUCGUAACAACUGUUCGGGCAACCGACGCAGACCCACCAGGAAGGGACUCGGACUUGUCCUACAGGAUUAUCAGCGGCGACGGGAUUGGCUACUUCUGGAUUGACAAUCAAGAUUCUUGGCGUAGAAUUACUCUUCCUCUGGUCAGUCUGUCUGCCAACAAUGAAUGAACAUCAUUUGAGUUUAAUUCGGGCGAAGAGCAGAAAAUUUUUCAACGGUAAACAUCCUUCUCUCAAUCUAAUUUAAUGUUGGAAAUGCCAGUGACUUGCAGUCCCUGGUAGGAAGAACGAGCGUUAAAAUACCACUCUACCUCAUUUAUUU
Messenger RNA from Cimex lectularius (bed bug), 3613 nucleotides. RefSeq names its product fat-like cadherin-related tumor suppressor homolog. Gene Ontology annotation, molecular function: calcium ion binding. Bases 133 to 3462 code for a protein of 1109 amino acids. The transcript has 3 exons. Gene Ontology annotation, biological process: homophilic cell-cell adhesion. Gene Ontology annotation, cellular component: plasma membrane; cell-cell junction. The record is from RefSeq and is a predicted model, not a curated record. NCBI's taxonomy places the organism in Eukaryota, Metazoa, Arthropoda, Insecta, Hemiptera, Cimicidae.